Messenger RNA from Salvia hispanica, 1265 nucleotides. RefSeq lists its product as uncharacterized. NCBI's taxonomy places the organism in Eukaryota, Viridiplantae, Streptophyta, Magnoliopsida, Lamiales, Lamiaceae. Gene Ontology annotation, cellular component: membrane; clathrin vesicle coat. The record is from RefSeq and is a predicted model, not a curated record. Gene Ontology annotation, biological process: endocytosis.
GGCAAACCAUAAUAUUCAAAAUUCCAAUCCUGCCCCCAAACAUUUUUUUGGAACUAAAAUUCGAAGACGAUUGCUUGUUUGUAGCAACAUUCCUCUAAGAUUCAAUUCAAUUAGGUUAAAUUUUGAUUGGGAUUUCAAAACGAUCGGAUUCAAUUGGGGAUAUAUUCUGCAUUUGGAUAAUCAAUUGCGAUUGCAUUUUGAUCGAUCAAAGGAUCAUAUGGAGAAAGACAAGAUUACAGAAGAAGAAGAAGAAACAGACGCAGUUGAGAUGGUUCUGUUUCAAGUCUCGGAAUGCUAUGUUUACGUGAUACCUCCACGGAAAUCUGUAGCUUCUUACAGGGCUGAUGAAUGGGAUGUCAAUAAAUGGACAUGGGAAGGUAAUUUGAAAGUUAUUAGUAAAGGAGAAGAAUGCAUUAUCCGGUUGGAUGACAAGACAACAGGUGAGCUGUAUGCUCGGGCAUUUUUGAGAGAAGGGGAGCUGCAUCCUGUUGAGGCUGUUAUUGAUAGCAGCAGAUAUUUCGUUCUUCGUAUUGAAGAGAAUAUUGAUGGGCGCCUUCGCCAUGCUUUCAUUGGUAUAGGAUUUCGAGAAAGAUCAGAAGCAUAUGACUUCCAAGCUGCUCUUCAUGACCAUAUGAAGUAUCUGAAUAAGAAGAAAACUGCAGAAGAGAUGGAGCACCAAUACCAGCAUUCUUCAGUAGAUUAUAGUUUGAAGGAUGGGGAGACUUUAGUGCUUCAGCUCAAGAAAAAAGAAGGUGGCAGCAAAAGAUCCAAGUUUUUCGAGCAGAAAUUGAGUAAUCUCAUUUUGGACGAUAAGGGUAAAAACAAAGAAGGUGCAGUAAGUAUCAAAUUGCUCCCUCCUCCUACCCCACCCGUCUCACCCGUUGAUACUUCGGAGAAGUCUCCGUUAGGCAUUACCCCGAGAGUUAGCCCUGGAAAAACUCUUGAGAACGAGAAAUCAUCUGGAGUGAGAGAACAUCAAGAAGGAGAAGCAAAAGCCACCAAGAAGAAAGAACAACACAAUGCACCGGAUGAUGAUUUUGGGGAUUUUCAAGCAGCCAGGUAGUGGGGAUGCUAAGAGAGGUUUGCUUGUACUUGAAUAAUACCAAUCCUUGUUCUUUACGUUUAACUUGGUUAUCGGAGCUUCGUCCAGCUAAUCCUCAGAGAGCACGAUCUUUGCGGUGUGGAAGUCUUUUUGUGUUGUGAAUAUUCGUUUGUCUUUAUCAAACUGGUGCAGUUUAUAUAUUGCUUUUAGCUUCUCUUACUAA